This is a messenger RNA of Lucilia cuprina (Australian sheep blowfly), 1841 nucleotides long. RefSeq names its product phosphatidate cytidylyltransferase, mitochondrial. The coding region runs from base 125 to 1132 and encodes 335 amino acids. The transcript is spliced from 2 exons. Gene Ontology annotation, cellular component: mitochondrion. Gene Ontology annotation, biological process: CDP-diacylglycerol biosynthetic process; cardiolipin biosynthetic process. Gene Ontology annotation, molecular function: phosphatidate cytidylyltransferase activity. The record is from RefSeq and is a predicted model, not a curated record. NCBI's taxonomy places the organism in Eukaryota, Metazoa, Arthropoda, Insecta, Diptera, Calliphoridae.
AUUUAUCACUGAACAUACAGUUUGCUAUAAAUUAAAAACUGUGCCGCUGAGUUUGUUGGCCUUGGAAAUUUUUCAUCAACGGAUAAAUAUUAGUAAAGGAAACUUAAACUGUACAAGAUAAAAAAUGAGUAUAUACAAAGACAUUUUGGUGCGGUUUCCACGCGGUGGACUUUCUUACGUAUUCGCCUAUGGCUCUGGUGUUAAACAGCAAAUUGGUUAUGACCAAGUUGGAAAACAAAAAAACUGUGUCAUCGAUUUAGUAUUUUGUGUACGCGAUCCUUUAGGUUGGCACGCUGAAAAUAUAAGUCGCCAUGAAAGCCACUACUCGGCCAUGAGACACUUGGGACCCAAAUUAAUCAUGAAAUAUCAAGAGAAUUUAGGGGCUGGUGUAUACUUUAAUACCCUGGUACCGCUUCCCGAUUUGGGAGUACAAAUAAAAUAUGGUGUCAUAUCAAAGGAACAAAUGCUGCAAGAUCUACUAGAGUGGAGACAUCUUUAUAUGGCAGGACGUUUGCACAAACCUGUGCAAGAUAUAGUACCGGCUGAUGAUGAUAAAGAAAUUAAAGCCGCAUUGGCCAUGAAUUUACGUAAUGCUUUCCAAGUGGCUUUACUUUUGUUGCCCGAAAGAUUUACAACAUUUGAAUUAUUUCAUACCAUUUCUAGUCUAAGUUAUAAGGGAGAUUUUCGCAUGAUCUUUGGUGAAAAUAAAAACAAAGUGGCGAAUAUUGUACGAGCUCAAGAAAAGGACUUUUUUCAAUUGUAUGCCCCGGUCAUGAAAGAUUUAGCCCAAUAUGUGGCUGUUGAUUUUGCGGCCAAAGAAAAAGGUUCCGAUCGUGUGAUAACCCAGUUUGAACAAGAUAAAUCUGAAAAGGCUUUAGAAUAUCAUCUGCGCCAAGCACCGGCUGAAUUAAGACGGCGGCUUAUACGUAAUGCUGCUUUCACUGGCAGUUAUAUAGACAUUAUACAGAAUUUAGCUGCUCUAAAAAAUCUCCAUAAAAUUGUACAAGUAUCGGUGAAUGAUAUUGUUUGGCGUAGUAGCAUAAAACAAUCUGUGAAAAAUAUACCCAGUGCCGGUUUAUUUAAAUCGAUUGUAUAUAGUUAUCGCAAAGCGUUGAAAACUUUUUCCCACUAAAUUUUGUUGUAAAAAAAUAAUUGAAAAGUCCUCUAAGUCAUCGUUUAUAAUGUAUUUGUUGUUGUAAUGAUGUUGGAAAAAGUUACAAUUUUUUGUAUUUUUUAAAAAUAUGUUAGAUUCUGAAAGGUUUUUUAAGAAACCUAAUAUCAUAUUAGUAAUAUGUUAAAAAGUUAUAUGUAGAAGUAUGUUUUAAAACGUUGGACCGGGUUGUUAAAUGAUUCUCGAAACUUAAAUGCGGAAAAUAAAAAAAUUAAAUAUAAACUAUCUAUAAUCAAACACCAAAAAAUUAGAUAUAUCUAAUGAUAGCAAGAACAACGUUUAAGCCUUGAGCAAAAUGUUUACUAUUUUCCAAAAAAAAACUGUUGACGUGAUUUCCUAAAUUAAAAAUGACAAAAUGAUGCAUUUUAAUGAAUUAUUAUCCUGAGUAGAUCCUAAUAGUUUAACUAUUUCAUAGUAUAAGCUUUUAAAUAACUAUUUCUUCAUACAAAUAGAGUAGUUUAUUCCAUAAUAAUUGUAAACAUAUUAAGACAAAAAAUAUUGCAUUUCAGCUCAAUACUAAAGUUAUCCCAUAAAUUUACCUCUUAAAAAGCUUUAAUAAUUGUUUAACAAUAUAAUUUUAUUAUUUGAAUUUCUCUCUUUUUAUUAUAAAAAAAUUUAAAUAAAAUAAGCCAAUGUAUAUUUUGUAAAUUUUCUAUAUUAUUUAAAUAAA